This is a messenger RNA of Cuscuta epithymum, 2070 nucleotides long. NCBI's taxonomy places the organism in Eukaryota, Viridiplantae, Streptophyta, Magnoliopsida, Solanales, Convolvulaceae. The record is from the annotation of a GenBank genome assembly.
GAAAACGAGUCAAUCCCAUUGGGUAAGACCGUAAGAAACCGGCAUAAAAAACUGAACGAUGAAGAAAAUGAGUACCCUCUCGUCGUCAUCAGCCGUUUCAUCCGGCCAUAGAAGCAACCUCCGCAGAAAAUGAGUCAAUCCAAUGUUUAUUUCGGUCAUAAACAACACUCCGCAUAAUCCAAUGGGUACGAAACCGGCCAUAAAAGCUUUCGAUUUUGAGCCGUAGCGCCCUCAAACCCCGCUGGUCUACCCUCUCGUCAUCAGCCGUUUCAACCAUGCUUCUCCUCCUCUGUGACGCCGAGGAGCCUUGGCAGCUUCUGCCAUUAAUCCGCUUCCCACCUGCAAAGGACAAUGGAUGAUUCAAAUUCCCAAAUAUGUGGUAAUGUGGACUCUUUUAUGAGGAGCUAUAAGCUUGGCAGAACUCUUGGCAUUGGGUCCUUUGGUAAAGUGAAACUAGCUGAGCAUGCAUUGACCGGGCAUAAAGUUGCUGUCAAGAUUCUUAACCUCCAAAAUAUGAGAAAAAUGGGAAUGGAAGAUAAAGUCCGAAGGGAAAUGAAAAUACUGAGGUUGUUCAUGCAUCCUCAUAUCAUACGGCUUUAUGAAGUGAUAGAGACGACAUCGGAUAUCUAUGUCGUGAUGGAGUAUGUGAAAUCUGGUGAAUUGUUUCACUACAUUGGUCAGAAGGGCCGUUUGCAGGAAGAUGAAGCCAGGAAAUUUUUCCAACAGAUCAUUUCUGGCGUGGAGUAUUGCCACAGGAAUAUGGUAGUCCAUAGAGACCUUAAGCCAGAAAAUAUUCUAUUGGAUUUCAAUUGUAAUGUUAAGAUCGCCGAUUUCGGAUUGAGCAAUGUCAUGCGCGAUGGUCAUUUUUUGAAGACCAGCUGUGGUAGUCCCAAUUAUGCUGCUCCGGAGGUCAUUUCGGGAAACUUUUAUUCUGGCCCCGAGGUUGAUGUGUGGAGCUGUGGUGUAAUCUUAUAUGCUUUUCUCUGUGGGAACUUGCCAUUUGAUGAUCAAAAUAUCCCAAACCUUUUUAGGAUAAUAAAGAGUGGAAUGUACACUCUUCCUAGCCAUGUAUCACCAGGUGCAAGGGAUUUGAUCUCAAGAAUGCUUAUUGUUGACCCGAUGAAGCGAGUUACUAUUCCUGAGAUUCACACACACCCUUGGUAUCAAGUUAAUCUGCCUCACUAUCUAACUGUUCCUCCACCAGAUCCCAUGGAACAGGCGAAAAGGAUUGACAGAGAAAUACUACAAGAAGUGAUUAACAUGGGAUUUGAAAGAAACAAUCUCAUUGAGUCUCUUCUCAACAGAGUUCCAAAUGAGGGAACUGUUGCUUAUUACCUGCUACUUGAUAACCGAUUUCGUGCUUCCAGUGGAUAUCUGGGUGCUGAAUUUCAGGAAUCGAUGGAUUAUGGUUCGAACCAUACAAACUCAAGUGAUUUUCUUGGAUUACCUUCUUGGCAACACUUUGCUAGUUAUCAACCAGUUGAUGAAAGACAUCAAUUUCUAGUCGAAAGGAAAUGGGCUUAUGGGCUGCAGUCCCAAGCUCGUCCGGGUCAAAUAAUCCCGGAAGUCCUUCAAGUCCUACAUGUGCUGAACGUGUGUUGGAAGAAAAUAGGGCGUUACAAUAUAAAAUGCUUGUGGACUCCCAACCUUCCCGGUCACUAUCACGGAGUGAAUGAUGUCAAGUUUGAAGUUCAGCUGUACAAAACUAAGGGCAAAUUCCUCUUGGAUCUGCAAAAUGUGCAGGGACCAGAUCCCAUCUUUUUGGAUCUUUGUGCUGCUUUCGUCUCGCAGCUUAAGUUCUCUAAAGCAGCAGGAGCUUGUUUCGUUCAAAGUGCUACCCCUUAAUGAAUGUGUAGUAUAGAUGCCGGUAAUAGUGUGCAUGGAACAUUAUGACAAUAUUGCUUGCAUGAAUGUGCAGUGUACAUGCUGGUAAUAUUGUGCAUUGGACAUUAUGGCAAUAUUGCUUGCAUGAAUGUGUAGUGUACAUUAUGGUAACAUUGUACAUUGUACAUUGUACAUUAUGGCAUUGUAUCUCCCUGGAAUAUGUGGUUUACACAGGGGUGGGCCCAU